CGGGUCCUUUUGCUGGUCGCACGUGUGUCUGAGAGAAGGUUUGCCAACAUGGCUGACUUACAGAUGAAACUUCUGAGGAAGAAAAUCCAGAAAAGGAAUGAAAAGAAUAAGAAGCGAAACUUACUCAAAAAACAGAGGAAGGAAGAAGAGGAUGAUGAUUGCGGCGGUAAACUUGCAGCACCGUGUCCGGACGCAGAAGACGAAAGGGAAUCGGGACAAGAGAGGGACACCGUGAAACCCGCCAAGAAGCUGAAGAAAACACAGCGCGUCUCUGCUGACGAGGACGCUGUAGCCCAGGGUCCCAGAAAGAAAAAAAGGAAAAUAAAAUUAACUAAUAAUUCUGAUGGAACAGAAACUAAGAAGGCUAAACAAGAGGAGGAGCAAGAGGAAACAGAAGGAGAGGCCAGUGGGGAGGUCGUGACCUCUGUGGACGGUUUGGAGGAGCCAGAGCAGUCUGAUGAGGAAGAGCAAGCUGCAAUUGCAGAGUCUGAGGAAGAUGAUGAGGAGGGCGAUGGGCCACAGCUACCAUUAGGGCUAACAGGUGCUUUUGAGGACACUUCUUUUGCCUCUCUGUCCGGUGCGGUCAGUGAACAUACACUGAAGGGAGUUAAAGAGAUGGGCUUCGAGCACAUGACGGAAAUACAGCACAAAAGCAUAAGACCACUGCUGGAAGGCCGAGAUGUUUUGGCAGCAGCUCGGACUGGCAGUGGAAAAACAUUGGCCUUUCUUAUACCUGCCAUUGAGCUGAUCUACAAGCUGAAGUUCAUGCCCAGAAAUGGCACUGGAGUAGUCAUUCUGUCACCUACCCGGGAGUUAGCAAUGCAGACAUAUGGUGUGCUUAAGGAAUUAAUGACGCAUCACGUACACACGUAUGGCUUAAUAAUGGGAGGCAGCAACAGAUCAGCUGAAGCACAGAAGCUUGCUAAUGGAAUCAACAUCAUCGUUGCCACACCUGGCAGACUGCUGGAUCACUUACAGAAUACCCCAGGCUUCAUGUACAAGAACCUGCAGUGCCUGAUAAUUGAUGAAGCUGACCGUAUUCUUGAAGUUGGAUUUGAAGAAGAACUGAAGCAAAUCAUUAAACUUUUGCCAAAACGAAGGCAGACCAUGCUUUUCUCUGCUACACAAACCCGCCGAGUGGAAGACCUGGCCAGGAUUUCCCUUAAAAAAGAGCCCUUGUAUGUUGGAGUUGAUGACAACAAAGAAACAGCCACUGUGGAAGGCCUGGAGCAGGGCUAUGUGGUGUGUCCUUCUGAAAAACGAUUCCUGCUGCUCUUUACUUUCUUGAAGAAGAACCGUAAGAAGAAGCUGAUGGUGUUUUUCUCCUCCUGCAUGUCUGUAAAAUUCCAUUAUGAGCUGCUGAACUACAUUGACCUGCCUGUCAUGGCAAUUCAUGGGAAGCAAAAGCAGACGAAACGCACGACCACAUUUUUCCAGUUCUGCAACGCGGACUCGGGAAUCCUGCUGUGCACAGAUGUGGCUGCCAGGGGCCUGGAUGUGCCGGAGGUGGACUGGAUCGUGCAGUAUGACCCGCCUGAUGACCCCAAGGAGUACAUCCAUCGCGUAGGGAGAACUGCAAGAGGGAUUGAUGGGAGAGGACAUGCCCUGUUGAUCCUCAGGCCUGAAGAGCUGGGAUUUCUGCGUUUCCUCAAACAAGCUAAAGUGCCACUGAGUGAAUUUGAAUUCUCCUGGAGCAAAAUUUCUGACAUCCAGUCACAGCUUGAGAAACUGAUUGAGAAAAACUACUAUCUGCACAAAUCAGCCCAGGAAGCUUAUAAAGCUUAUGUCCGUGCGUAUGACUCCCACUCCCUGAAACAGAUCUACAGCGUCAACACUCUGGACCUGCAGAAAGUGGCUCUUUCCUUUGGAUUCAAAGUGCCGCCCUACGUGGAUCUCAACGUCAACAGCAGCAGAGGGGUCAAGAUGCAGAAGCGAGGCGGCGGCGGGGGGUUCGGGUAUCAGAAGUCGAAGAACGUCUACAAAUCGAAGAUCUUCAAACACGUCAGCAAAGCCGGAGCCGACAAGAGGCAGUUUUCCCGCUGAGGGCUUUGUUCCUUCUACUAAGGGCGUUUUAAAGAAGUUAAAAAACCUGCAUUGGGGACAGAUGCUGCUUGUCGUCUUUUAAACGUUUGCGCGCGCGUCUGCUCUGCUUACGAACUCCUCCCUCCCCUUUCUGAAAAUUGUCAGCAUUCCCUGUUUUCUUCCCGAUGUGUUAAUUGGAUGUGCCAUUGAUGCCUGUUCAUGUGAUCCUUUAAAUAAUACCCGAUUUAGCUGUUUCACUCUUGGAGAAAGAACGAAAAAUAGAUGACCGAGUCCUGUAAUUCAUACAUUAGUCAGACUGUGUACCUUAUUUUGAAGUUGUAGGAAAGUUUCAGCCUCAAGAACUUCAACUUCCGAAGUCUUUCUGAUUCUCAAGUUUAAUUUGCAUUUUAUAUAUGACCUGCUUUUAUAUCCUGUAAUUUGACAAACUUUCACUUUUUUUUUAAGUCAAUAUGGGUGUCUGAAAGCAAUGACAAUAUAUCCAACUUAUUUAAACAUGGAAA
Molecule: messenger RNA, 2543 nt
Organism: Lepisosteus oculatus (spotted gar)
Lineage: Eukaryota; Metazoa; Chordata; Actinopteri; Semionotiformes; Lepisosteidae
Gene: ddx18
Product: DEAD (Asp-Glu-Ala-Asp) box polypeptide 18
Biological process (GO): maturation of LSU-rRNA from tricistronic rRNA transcript (SSU-rRNA, 5.8S rRNA, LSU-rRNA)
Cellular component (GO): nucleolus
Molecular function (GO): ATP binding; nucleic acid binding; RNA helicase activity
Source: RefSeq, a predicted model, not a curated record